AUGGAUUCACAACCCAAGUUAGAAUCAAGUCAAUCAGAUUCAACGAACAGUGCUUCAAAUAGUCACCAUGAUAACCUUCCUACCAACGUUGAUCGUGAUUCGAAAGAAGUAGUAGAGCCGCCACCAUCAACAGUCAACUUAUCACCAACCUUACCGACUCAGCCUACCGAUCUGUCCACUCCAUUAAUUCCAACUCCAAAUUCGAUCGAAGUUGGUUCUAGUACCGAUAGCCCUAAUUACACCUCUUUACCAUUCACAAUUUCUUCUCCUCACGUGGUCUCAACUCUCAAGCCAGUUCCUCCCCCUGCCUCGGUGUCUGCUCUUGCAGCGCCGGUCACCACAGCUACGACGUGUUCACGCGGAAAUCUAACAAGGUCUUCAUCUUUAUCUUCAUCUACCUCCUCAACUUCAUCCCCUUCUGCUCUUCUCUCUUAUGAGGCUACCUGUCGCAAUGUCGAAGCACCGCCUCACGCCUCAGGGUCUGCUAGCCUUCCCACAUCGAUUGGCCAUUCACCCACGCUAGUUUCUGGCUGUAUGCCUAAUCCCACAAUCUCAGCUCUCAGCAUGAGAAUGAAUACAACUCCGCUCUAUUCCUCACCGUUGGCCAAAAGCCCUGUAGUGGGCGGUGCUGAUGAUGACGACGGAUCAGAUGAUCAGGACGAUCAUGUCACUGAAAGCGACCCGACAAAGUUACAAGCGGCGUCUGAUGACGACAGGCGCCCUCAGCGUCUGUUGCCUGGACCGGCCUCCCUUCGCAGUAUUGAUGAAGCAAGUGUCCAGUCGGAGGAGGAGGACGAGGAGGAAGACGACGAUGAUCAAGAGUUCAAAGAUUUCGAAGACGAAGACGUUCUGGAUCAUUCUUCGAGCUAUGGUCUGCUGGAGCGCAGCACACGGGAAACACAUAGCACCGUCACCAGUAGUCUAAUUGGUCGCAGUGCAAGUCGCACCUCUGAUGAUUCGGAUCCCGAGCACACGUCAAGAGUUUCUAACAGCAUACAAACCUCAACCCAUCCCCAAUCGCAACCCUAUCAAGCCACUUCAAAUCGAAAAAAUAGCCUCAACAAGUCCGGCACAGGCCCCUCCCUGGCCAGGAAAGAGAACGUGCGGAUGGGCAGUCCUCUUAGGCAUGUCACACAUCUAGAUCCUGGUCCGACAUCUGCAAGCGACACAUCGAUCGAACGAUCAAGAAGUGAGUCAAUUACUCAUCGGGAUGCCGAAAUCAGAUCGGACUCACUUACACCUCAACUGGGCAAGCAUCGAAUAAUCUCUCCUGGUCCCUCUUCCACGGCGCUGGGCCUGCAUUCUUCUCCCAUACUAUCAAGUACUACACCGCUACUUCCCGAUUCUCCAAUCAGCCGACACAAAUCGCUCUUGAAUCCUAUCUCAGCUGGUACUCAUCUGAGUACAAACCUUGCACAAAUCUCGCCACUUGACCUUCACUCCGUCCCAUCAUCUUGCCCCCAGAUCCAAGCUCGAAAGGCAGCAUUUCUCACAUCCAUCGAGGCCGCGUCGACUUCCUCUCCUGGCUCCACUGCCAAAGGCCAUGGUUCUAGACCUAUUCAUCAUCACUCAUCACCAUCCCUCGCAACGCCUUCAUCCGUCAAGGCCGCUUAUUCAGCCGUCAACACUAGUACUAUGGGUACCUCAAAUAUCACCAACCCUAAUCAUCCCAGUUCGUAUCCCCACGUCCCCGCAUCACCAUACCAGCCACACUAUCAACUUACUCAGCAUGGCCGUCAGCCGUCAAUCGCUUCUAGCAGCGCCAAUCAAUCGACAGGUACCUCAUCGUCCUCACCGCCUCGCAGGCACUCUUUGGUAUUCACCAGCUCCUCGACCUCUGGUCCGGCUGCCUCUCCUACCAAGCCCAACUAUCAGUAUCAUAACAAAUCAGCUCUGUCCGCCGCGCUAGCCAAUAACUCUACCUCUGCUCCUCCCUUUCCACCGAUUGAGGCCAUCAGAAUACAACGGGUGCCAACAUCCGUUCGAACUGCGCAAGAUUUACGACUGUCCAGCUCGGUACACAUGGGCGUCACGAGUUCACCCGUUACCAGUUCGAAUCCAUUUUCUCCUACACCUGGCUUUAGUAGUACGACGUCCAAAUCCAUCCCAGCUCCUGUGGGUAUUCCUGGUGGCAGCAACAAUUUCACAUCCUCUUUAUCGUCUGCAUUCUCACCCCCCAUUGCUGGCUCAGUAUUGGCUUCUGAAAUGCCGAACCCGCUAAAUGAUAAUAGUCCAGUAGGCUCGAUGGCCAGUGAGGUAAGUUCUCAGCGUGGAUAUUUAAUACCAGGCCUCAAAUCAACUGGUGUUUCAAGUGGAAGUGUAGCUGAAGCGGGUAGCAGCUGGUCAAGCAGUAGUAUUAGUGGAAGAAGUGGAGGCGGGCCCAGACUGAGCAUGGGAAUGCUGAGCAAUGUCCCAUCUCUGGCCUCUCCGAUCAAUUUCCCAUCGCCCACGGCUCCACCAGGUGCUGAUGCUGCUAGUAAUAGCAGCAGUCAAGACAGUCGAAGGAUGAGUACGAGUUUUUCACCUUUCUUUAUGCCGGGAUCGAGCCCUUCGACUUCUCAUCCGAUCACCGCUCAAGCCAUUGGAACUCCCCAUUCUUCACCCAGUCAACCAAUCGAUCAGUUUGCAUCACGCGAUAGGUCGACGAGUGUAUUCAGCGUGUUUAGUGAAGAAGGCCCAUAUUCUCGCCGAGCACCGACACGUGGUGGAGCUGUUACUACCAGUGGCGGUCAUCUCCCUUCUGGUACAGCUACAGGUAGUAGUCAUCAUAGUGAUGAACCGAGCCUCUCAUCAUUCUCUGGCGCCGCCGCAAGUGGAUCUGGGAGCGGAAUUGGAACUGGUACCGGUCUGAGCGGGUAUUCUAACCCCUCACUUGGGACCAAGGCUGAUAGAAAACAUCAGUCCAAGUCAUCCAUCACCCAUCGUUCACUAGGUGGCGCAGGCACAUCAUAUCCAUACGGUUGUCCGGUGAGAUCUGUCCGACAUGGAUCGAGCUCACUUUCUUCCAGGCAUGGAGGUCUUGCCAGCAGUCACCGCACAUCGAUCGCUUCAGGCCCAGGACCUUCAACGGAGGAUUUCGCCAAGAUCAUCAUUCAAUCGCGUACGGCCAAGAUUCACAAAUGGAAACAACAGCAUAUGCACAAAAAAGUGUUCCCAGAUACUUUUCAGGCGUUACCUGCUCGAAGCUCACAAUCGGCUCUUCAACAGCUUACACCUGAAAUUGGUCCAUCAUCAUCAUCUGAGGCACGACUAUCACACGAGUCGGAAUCGAAUUUUCUUACUGCUCGCCCUGGACAAAGCGGAGAGUUUGAUUCAAGAUAUUUACGUCCUCUACCGGGACUAUUGCCCGAACGGAAACGUAUUCCUGACUUUGGUCCACUCUCUGCAUCACCCGAAGGAAGAUCAUCUGGGUUCCUGGAUCAACAAGAAGAGCAUUAUGAAAGGCCGAAUGCUUUAAAAAGAUCAUCAUCAACCAAGACGAUUGGGACAACCAAUCGACUUGGUGAAGAACUGGCUCUGUCGACCUCUGUGGACCCGAAUGAGCUUCUUGAUCCUCAUUCAGGAUUCAGUCCGCGCGACCUAAGUGGUGAUGUGAAUGAGCCUGGUCAGUUCAAGGAGAUUGAAUGGGUUGAUUGGCUCGACGAUUAUCGAAGGAUGAAAGAAGCCAAGUUACGUGCUGAAAAGGAAGCUCAGAUGAAUACAGCAGAGAAGAAUGACAUGGAGGAGGUUGAAGAAGUCGAGGAACUUAUUGGUGACUCUCAGAAUCCAUCCGCAUCGGAGGAUCAUUAUAACAGGGCAGAUAUAAUAGGUGUGCCAGCCUCGGAACCUGACUAUCCGGUUCCGCCCUCGCCUCCCGCUAUGUUUGACGGUCUUCGAUUACGAAGGCUAAGCGUGUCGUCUAUCAUCGGAAGGAGCACGAAGACCAACAACCUCAGCUUAGCUGAUCAGAAAGUAUCCAGCUCCAUGCCAAGUUCCUUACGACCAUCAUCUGGGAAACCUCACCCUACACCUCAGUCGGAUCUUCCACUUUCUCACCAAGGGCCUUCUACUAGCACGCCUCGACUCGUAGAUACAUUUUCACCUAGCGGAACCAAGAUCAAGAAAAAUUUCAAUCUCGGAAAAAAGAUUGAUGAAUGGUGGAAUGCUGUCCGAUCUAGUUUUACCCUGAAUUCGGAUGACAAACAAUCUUCUAGUAGUGAUACCAGCUCGAAUUAUAGGAGUAAUCUUGCUUCACAACCAUUUCCGAAACUCAAGGGAAUCCGGCGAUUAUCCUCUGGACUUCGCUCGGUCGCAUCUGCGGUCGAUCUGUUGACAAAUACCAAACCAACGCAGCCGACUGUGUUCAAUCAGCCCACUAUCACUACCCCCUACCUUGCGCCUACUACACACCAGCCUCUUCAAUCUAGGCAAGCUGAAGAGCCAUCGAUUAUCGUUCCAACGGGCGCCUUGGCUCCCAUACCAAGACUUACUGUUCGAGAUCGAACUUCUUCUGCUCAUAGCGGUUCGUCGCAUAGUAGUGAAGGCUCUAAGGGGCCUCCUGAACGUCGACGGAAUCCUAAUCUCACGCUUAACCUAGAUCCCUUGACAUGUUCUCGAGCCUCAAAUGUGUUCAAUCAGAUGAGUGAAAGUGAUCAGCGCAAAGCUGAUCCUAAAGUCAGUUCGAACCCUGAAUCGACCGUGUCAAGUUUUUUGAAACCUGGGGAAGAGGCACCUGGGAGGGCCGUGGUCUCAAGUCCAGCUAUCACACAUUCACAACCACUGUCAGCCGAACAUCAAAGAGCUCACGACUUGGGAUUCUUGGCUGCCCUUCAAAAGCCAGAACUUACCCCUAUCUUAAGUCCUACUGGUAGUCGUCUCUGGGAACAAACACCAGGCCUGGUGCUCGGAAAUCCAUUCAAGUCCAAUAGUACCUCCGUUAGUAAUGUGAUGGAAGUCGGUAACAGUUCGCCUGACGUGCCCGGUGGUGGCCCAGCAAGUGCAGUCGGGACAAUUGGCCCUCGUUCAUUGAUCCCAUCAGCAGUCCCUAAAUCCACCUCAAAUAUUGAAUCUGAUACUGGUAUUCGGACCCAAACCCGACAAUCACGUUAUCCAUCUUCUUUUGGUCACCGUACUCAUCCGCAUCAUAACGCAAGUCAGAGUGGUAUGAGUAGUGCGACGCAAGAUAUUCAGACGCCUACAUUCUCAAUGCAUACUAUCCGGGAACAUAUUCGACAUCGAUUGGCGACGGCUAAGACAGCCUGCGAUACGGCACUCAAGGUGAUUGUUGACGAAAUCACUAGCUUUGUUGAAACUGAGGCUCGCGGAUUAAGAGAGCAAGAUCGUAUACAACUUGAAUUGGCCCUUAGCUCGGCAGCUUUACAGGGAGCUGCAGGAUCUAAUUCAUGGUACCCAUCACCAACAACACUAGAGCCUGGAGUCGGUUCCGACGUAGCUCCAAAUGAAACUGAGUCCGAUACAGGCUCACAGGUGAAUUUGAAUCUCAAUCCCACAGGAGGCGAUGAACGUAUCUCACGGUUCAGCACUACGCCGACUACGUCACCGUCUCAAAGCUUGAACCGAACACUGUCAAUUCCAUCUGAUCUACUUCAUCAACCAUCCAACAUCUCUAUCCCACUUCAUCAAAGGUCGAUCUCGACCCAUAAUUCUGACACGUCUGAGACUUCGUCUGCCGCGACAUCAGCUCCCGUUAGUAGAAGAGGAUCAGGUCGCGGACGCCCAAUGCCAACUGGUCCCCCCACAUCCAAUAUGACUGCUCGUGGAGCGUUACGUCGGCCAUCGGUGGUUUUGAGAAGAGGUGGAGCAGUCGCAGGUGGUUCAAGUUGUAUCGGUAGAGGUUUGGAAUCACCUAUGCGUGCAGGUGCAGGUGGAAGUCGUAGUGUAAGUGUUUCAACACAGUAUUCGGAAUCAGUUGGACGUAGCGGACGUAGCUCUAGGUCUCCAUCACGGUCUAGAUCGCCAUUGCCAACGCAUGUGGCAUCAGUCAGAAGACAUUCACCGUUAUUUCAACAAGACCAAAGCAAUCCCGAUCAAGAAAUGGCAAGAUCAUCCGGACCUGUGGUAGCUAGUGAUGAGCUGUUCUAUAGUUCCACUUUUGUAGCUAAUUUACAAGAGAUUAGUUCGAUUGCUACUGAGAUGUUAGAUACCCCCGUUGGUGCAUUGACAUCGAAGUCGCAUGCUUGCGUCGAGGUUAUCUACCGAGUUCAACAGAUUGGAAGAAGCUGGGAUGUGAACCUAGAUUGGCCACAUCGUGGUUGGUAUGUCCGAGUUUUGUUGGCUGUCGCUGGAUUGAGUCGAGUUUUAGAAUGGUGGGAUGCAGAAAAAGGGUUUUGGAAUUUUGAGCCCGAAGACGAAGAUGAUGCAGAAGAAAUCGAAUUUUUUGCAACCAAGGCUGGAGGAGAACAGCCAGUGACAAUCGAACCAACAGCAUCUAUUACAAGAGAAGGCUUGUUGAAUGCACCGAACAACGAUUCGAUGGAUAUCGUUUUGGUUUUGAACGAGGACGAAAAGAAGCGAACUGAGUCACCUGUACAUGCUAGUUCGAAAACUGCACCGAACUCACCUCUUCAUCUUCGGCACAAAGUCAAGGACAAUAAUAAUACCACGGUCAAUAAGAAAAACUUGAAUCAAGAUUUCAAGACAGCAAUUGAUCUUGCUCGCACGGAGACUAUCUUGGCUGAAGUUGCUAUCGCUGAUGCUACUAUCUUAUAUCUGAGUCCAGGUUGGACGAAAGUCACGGGACUUGAUCCACAGUCCGUGGUGGGUGCACCGUUUGGCGAAUUGAUUGAUGGGAAUUAUGAACUAUUCAGCGAGGCAAAUCGUAAAUUGCUGGAGGAUGUUGGAAAUACAAUCGAGCUGCAAUUCACCGUUAGGAUCACACUCGAGAAUAGUGAUGACGAAGAGGAAAGUGGUGUGAAGACUCGCGAUCAUUUCAUGCCAAUGACGGGUAAAGGGAUGUUAAUGAUGGAUCGGAUCACAGGUGAAGCACUACAUUCAAUGUGGGUCAUCCGUCUCAACCCACGACAAACUGUCGAUCAAAAAACCGGAGCUGUGAUCGAGACCAAAGGACAGCAUCAUUCUCGAUCUCAGAGUGACCCGGGCGCUCCUAUUCUCGAACCAGCACCAUUGUCCACCGAACCUUUACUGUGUCGGAUCUGCGAACAUUGGUUACCCACUUAUUACUUUGAACGUCAUAAUGAGACUUGUGCAGAGACUCAUCGACUUGAGAUGCAAGUGAGCGAAUGUAAUGAACGAUUGUCGGAUUUGAAGGAUACCAUCAAAGACUUGAGGAUCGGAAUCGAAAGAGGACUGACCAACGAAGUUGUCUAUGACGGAGUUCCCCUAUUGACCCAUUUAUCCUCACAGGCAUCAAAUCUCAGUCCAUUGAAUCCAGGUCGAUCUACGAAUGUGGCACUGAUUCAUCAUAAUUCCCUCAGAGCGACUCAAAAGGUGUUAUUAGAUGAGAUUGAAGAGUUAUUGAACAUGGCACUUGAUAUCUCUACACCUUCAUCUAAUGAGGAGAUUACGGAAGAUAACAUUGAACAUCUCAAAUUACUAUCACCUAACUCGGAGCAAAAACUACUGCAGAUCACGAACUGGACCUUUAAGAAAGUAGAAGAUCCAGGAUUGAUUCAUUUGGCACAAGACGUACUGCAAGCUGCACAUGAUAAAUCAAAUGCAGUCAACCGAAUGAGGAACACCAUUCUUUAUGCCGAACGGAUUCGAAUGGAGUGGGAAGUCAAGGCUCAAAAAGCCAGUCUAAAAGAUUCCAAACGUAAAGCUUGCGACAUGUCACCAUCAAUUUCGACGGAAGAUUCCUUUAGGCAUCAGCCUGCUUCACAAAAACCUGAAAACGAUGAUGAUCGACAAGCCAAGCCGGCCUCAGGACCGAGAAAAAGUACUUCUAUACAAUCCAUCAUGCCAGAAUCUUCCCUUCGGGUUGUUCCUCGAGCAGCUCCACUUCAUUUGAAAACCGGUGACGUGAGUGGGUAUAAUAAUUCUGCUCCCGGUACUGGAACACCACCUCGAUCACCUCGCUUUACUCAUAUUCCAAGUAGCAGUGUAAGUCGAAGAGGUUCAAAUCAACAAAAGACUGAUGCUUCCAGUGGACCACUCAAUACGCCACUCUCACCAAGGAUUCCUUCAGCUGUACCAGGAAAAUCAAAAUCAGCAGCUUCAAUCAAAGAUUUCGAUAUGUUGAAACCGAUCAGUAAAGGAGCUUUUGGGCAAGUAUGGUUAGCAAAGAAAAAGACAACAGGAGAUUAUUAUGCGAUUAAGAUUUUAAAGAAACAAGAUAUGAUUGCCAAAAAUCAAAUUAUGAAUGUGAAAUCUGAACGAAAGAUUUUGAUGAAUCAAGCUGAUUCAGAUUUUGUGGUGAAAUUAUUUUAUACAUUUUCAUCUAGAGAUCAUUUAUAUUUAGUAAUGGAAUACCUUAAUGGUGGAGAUUGUGCUGCUUUGGUAAAAGCUUUAGGUAACCUUCCAGAGGAAUGGACUAGGAAUUAUGUAGCUGAGGUCGUUAUGGGAUUAGAAUACUUGCAUUCCACUGGGGUUGUACACCGUGAUUUGAAGCCAGAUAAUUUGCUCAUUGAUCAUCGUGGGCACUUGAAACUUACCGAUUUCGGAUUAUCGAAGAUUGGAUUGUUAGGACGACAAGCAGCUGAACCGCGAUCGGGUAUUAGCUUAUCGACUAGUUUAAGGGACAGUAGCAAUCUGCGUCGUCGAGGUUUACCACCUGGACUCGACACACUUAGUUCAACAGCUUAUUCAAGUCCGGAUACAUCACCGAUGGCACUUCAUUCGUCUUAUUUCCUUACCCGUCAAGCUGAACAAGAUACCAAUACUCCUAGUGAUACUUCAAAAGAUUCAGAUGCGCAUCGUAAAUUUCAUUAUCCAAAGACAAACGCAUCACAGUCUGCGAUGGGUAAAUCGAGUGCUGGUGGUGGUGGUAGUAGUCAACAAGUAAAAUCGGAUCUUGAACACAAAAAUUUCGUGGGGACGCCUGAUUAUUUGGCUCCUGAGAGUAUAUUGGGUAUCGGUAUGGACGAAAUGGUUGAUUGGUGGGCUCUAGGUGUCGUUUGUUAUGAAUUCCUUUACGGUAUUCCUCCUUUCCAUGAUUCGACACCGGAUAAAGUUUUUGAUAGGAUCUUGUCACGUCGAUUAGAGUUCCCAGAAGCAGAUGAUGAUAUAUCUCCACAAGCGAUUGAUUUUAUGGAUCGAUUGAUGUGUACAGACCCAAAAGCAAGAUUAGGAGCCAAUGGAGCCAGUGAAGUCAAGGCUCAUCCAUUCUUAGCUGAAAUUGAUUGGGCAAAUCUAUUCAAAAAUGAAGCUAGUUUUGUUCCAUCAGUAACAGAUCCUGAGUCGACCGAUUAUUUUGAUCCACGUGGAGCUACUCAAGUAUUUCAUGACGAUGAAGAAACAGGUCAAACAGGUGAAGGUGCUGAAGAUGAGAAAACACCAGGAGAAGGCAUCACCCUACAAUCGAUUACCCAAGGAGAUACCAAAAAGCCUCUCGAAGUUACUGCACGUAGUGGGAGAGGAUCGGACGACUUUGGGACAUUCAAUUUCAAAAACCUACCGGUACUUGAACGAGCGAAUGAGGAAGUCAUUCGUAAACUGAGAGGCGAUCAGGCCACCGUCACUCAUGCUGAUCGAGCUCGUCACCCCCGACACUUAUCAUUGAGCGGAAGAGCUAGUAUCGGUGUUCAUGGCAAUAUGGGUGGAGCUGGCCCUUCUUCACCGACAGAUUCGACAUCAUCCUCUGCCUUAUCCUCAGCUGCGAAACUGGCAGCCGGACCUUCAUCAGGUCAAAAUGCUGGGUUCUCACAUGGUCGACGUCCAUCAGAGCAUUUUAAUUCAUUCAUCCCUGAUGAAAUAUCUGAUGAUCCUAGUCGAAGAAACAGUCUGCCUUCUCGAAUCAGAAGAGCUUCAUUCUCAGGUAGUACACAAGCUGGAGGUAAAGGAACAGCUGUUCAACGACCCAUUGUACCUACUGUACGACCCACUGUACAGCCUCAACAGCCACCACCUGUUCAAGCUUCUCAUAAUCCUGGCUCGACGAUGAGCUCACCUGGUCAAACUUUCAAACCUUUAUUGCCACCCAUUGCUUCGCCACCGAAAUUACAAGAACGCACAGUGGAUUGUCUGAUUGCUGAAGAUAAUCCGAUUAGCUCAAAGGUCUUGGAAACAAUAUUGACUCGAUUUGGAUGUCGAUGUGUGGUGGUACCUAACGGAGCUGAAGCAAUCAGUUGUGCAAUGGGAGAUGUUGCAUUUGAUGUGAUCUUUAUGGAUCUCAUGAUGCCAAUCAUUGAAGGACAAGAUGCAGCAAGAAUGAUCAAAUCUACACAAAACGUUAAUGCUCAUACACCAAUCGUAGCAGUCACUUCAUUUGAAAGUUAUAUAAUUGCACCAUCAGAUUCAGAAGGAACUUUAUUUGCUGCUUUGUUAGGUAAACCAGUAGGAAAAAAAGAUGUUUUAGAUGUGAUGAAAAGAUUAGGAUUUGGUGCAAGACAAACUAAAAAACAAAUUUAA
This is a messenger RNA of Melampsora larici-populina 98AG31, 10524 nucleotides long. Its product is annotated as RIM15-related serine/threonine-protein kinase. Bases 1 to 10524 code for a protein of 3507 amino acids. The transcript has 15 exons. Lineage: Eukaryota; Fungi; Basidiomycota; Pucciniomycetes; Pucciniales; Melampsoraceae. Gene Ontology annotation, biological process: phosphorelay signal transduction system; peptidyl-serine phosphorylation. The record is from RefSeq and is a predicted model, not a curated record. Gene Ontology annotation, cellular component: cytoplasm; nucleus. Gene Ontology annotation, molecular function: ATP binding; protein serine/threonine kinase activity.